Molecule: messenger RNA, 5169 nt
Organism: Symbiodinium necroappetens
Lineage: Eukaryota; Dinophyceae; Suessiales; Symbiodiniaceae
Source: the annotation of a GenBank genome assembly
AUGAAGUGGAUGAAGUCGAUGAGGGAGACAGAGAGUUUUCGUUUUGGUGAUGGACAUGAGCUUUGUAGUGAGUUUGCCUUCCUCUUCGAAGCCACCGUUCUGGGAGUGAGGGUUAUCCUUAAGCUCAGUGUCGUUCCUGGAGAAUGCCCACCACUACUCUCGAAGCAAGCUUAUUCGCAGUUGGGUAUGGUCAUCGACACAGAGAACCAUACAGUAUCCUCGAGGAAACUUCAGGUGAAGAGGUAUGGGCUAGCUCAAACAUGUGGGGGUCACUAUGCUAUUCCUAUUGCCGAGUUUACUGACGACGUGAAGCACAUCCAUGAACCCGAGUUCCCCUCGUAUUUGGAAGCCAUACCGGUCUAUGUCACAUGUGAUCGUCCACGCGAGCGAGUGUUGAGCGAUGAGGGUGGCCUCAAAUCCUGGACCCGGCAUGAUCGGAAAACAGUAGGUGACAAGUUGCUUGAAGAGUUCGUGAAUUGUGGUACGCCGGUCAGACAGCAGUUGCAGUGGAGAACUGAUACCGCUCUCAUGAACCUUCGUCGCAAACCCUCGCCGGCCCGGGCGGCGCCGUACCAGGCGGCCUCGGACAAGGACGACGACUUUGCGGAGGCGAUGCGACAAGGCUACUCCAGCGACAGCGCUGGAAGAAGGUGGACGAACCCUCGGAGUCCGACGAGAAGGACGAGGCAGAGCCCGAGGCAUGCGGCCUCGCAAGACGUUCCGGGAGCGCUUCAACAAGGCGAGGUCCAAAUCCUCGGAGACAAGGUCCAAGUCGGGCGAGAGACGCCUGAAGACCAAGAGUGCCCUCAAGGCCGCGGUGACCAGAUCCCCGACUCCGAGGACCAAGAGAUCUACCACGCCAGCCCGGGAUCCCAAGCGCCUCCGACACCUGCGUCGGUGGCAUCGGUGGCCUCUCGGAACGAGACCAUGAAGAUGCUGCUACAGGCCCAAGCGGCGGAGCUGGAGGAGGAGCUCACCCAGUACAUGGAUCCCGUCUCGAUCGUGAGGAGCUGGCUGGCGAUUGCGCAGGGCCCGUGGCCGAUGGAUGUGGCCAAGCCGAGCAUGGAUGGCGAAGAAGACUUGGAGGAGGUCCCGAAAGCCAAGAACCAGAAGCCCAGCGAGAAGUUAGACUUGCUCCUCGAGGACGCGCCGAAGAACCCGCGGGGGCGAGCAAGCACGACCACUUCGACCGGCACCAGGCCAAAGACCAAAACCCAGAGAGUGCGAGCUUUGACAGACCUGGACGCGGACUUCCCGACGCUGUCCAACCGCUACUCGGACGAUGUGGUGAUCAACGCCGCCUUGAGCCUGACCUGCCAGAUGCUGACGUUCAAGUGGAAGCAGUUUACAUGGAUGCUCAGAGUCAAGCGUGCAGUGAGGAUGGAGCUGGGGGGUUCUGUUCGGUGGAGGAGGAACCCCAGGUGGCUCAUGAUGAUGUUCGGACGUCAGUUGGCCAGCAUGUGGGGCCACCUGGGAGCAGCGCGACAGCUAUGCAACGAUCCUCGCCUCAACGAUUUGAUGAAGGGGGACCCGCUUGCGAGAAGGGAGGAGGAUCGAAGCCGGCGCGAGGAUUGUCCCGAAGCCACCCUCGCCGAAGCAGUGUUCGAAGAUGUGGAUGUAUAUGUCCAGAAGAUGCGAUACGUGCCGAUGUGGGAAUUCAUCCGAGAUGUGUGGAACUACCAGACCAAGCAUGGGCGUCUGGUGAUUCUACAAUACCCAGCCACCACGCAACCUCCGACUGAGGACGAGCUCCGGUUGCUGAAGUACAAGAAUGAGAGAGCACACGAGAUCGUCGAGGGCCAGACGUUGAAUGUCGCGGGUGAGGAGGUCUCAAGAGCAAGGUUAGCUGCAGAAUGGCCUCGAGACUGGAUGCUUCGGGUGUGUGGUUCAGCGGAUCAGACCUUACGGGCCCGUCGAAGCAGUGCAGGACCGGUGGCCCUGCAUCAGCCUUGUCCCGCAGGCACUGUGUGGGAGACGAUCCCCGUGGAGGUCGAGAUGUCUCCAGAAGGCCAGCUACGACAACAGCUAGGUGAGGUUACUGGCGACCAGUACGACUACAUUUAUUUUCAGGGUGCGGUGGUCCCCACGCGAAAUGUGCCCAAGGUCACCUUCGACAAGCCCCAGAGGUUCAACGAGAGAGUGGUCACCGACAGUUUCUUUAUUUGGGAUUCCCUCAACACCAAGUACGCCGUGGUGCAUGCAGUGGAUGCUUUCAGUUUGUACCAGGUGGUGACCCUCAUGCCCACGGCCAAGUCGAACUUGGUGGCCCACUUCCUGAAGAACUAUUGGAUUGGAAUCUUUGGGCCGCCUGAGGUGAUCAUGUCGGAUGCCGGGAGCGAGUAUGCCGCCGACACCGAGUCGUUGCUCCGGGCUUUUGAUGUGACUCAUGAGGUUGUUCCGCCCCUGGCGAAGUGGCGCAUGGGAUUGGCGGAGAGGCACGGCGCAGUGCUGAAGCUUCUGGCCAUGAAGACCAUCAAGGCGGUGACGGCCAGGGGCUACAGCGAGACCAAGGAGUGUGUGGUUGCCGCGACAGCAGCCCGAAACAGGCAGGCGCGAGUUGGAGGUUUUUCUCCUACACAGAUUGUCCUGGGCAAGGAUGUGACGAUACCUUCGUCCCUAUGGGGACAAAUGGAAAAGGGCCACUUCAAGUUUGUCUUGAACCAGGACUUGUCCUUUGCUGAGGCCCGAAGGAGGAAUGAGCAGAUACGGCAGGCGGCUGAACAAGCUUUCAUCUGGGCAGACGGCCACGAGACGUUGCGGAAAGCUCUGAAUGCCCGUUCACGACACCCUCGCAUGGAGUUUUUGUACGAGGGUGCCGCUGUAUACUUCUAUGAUCCUCCGUCUUCGAGAAAGGGGCUCCCCAAGCGUCUGCAAGAUCAAGUAUCCUGGAUGGGACCCGGGGUGGUCACAGCCCUGGAAAGGAGAGAGGGUGCCAUCAAAAACAAGCUCAAGGGCAUCCCGCUUGAGUUUGUCAGAUUGGCGGCCCUCGAGGAGGUGGAGAGUUCUCGAGUAUGUCAAGAAGCUCUGCGUGAAGUAGAACGAGAACUACAAGGGCAUCGACCAGACGUCGAGGAGAUGGUGGAGGACGAGCCCACCGACGUGAUGCCCACAAUGGAGUUCAGCGGUGGCUCUGAACCCGAUGAGCCACCCCCGACGACCGAGGCCCGACCCUUCCCGAACGUGUCUCCUUUGGAUGAUGUGCCGAUGCAGCUUCAUCGCGAGAAGAGAGCGGGCUGGGUGACCACGCCAGAAGGAACGCGACUACAGAAGAGGGUUCGCUUCGAGGAAGGGUGGAAAGGCACUUCGGAGCAUCUGAGCAAGAUGAAGGCGGUGCUGGCACGACAAGAACCUCAUGGUGAAGGCCAAGGUUCAUCGUCUUCGCAAGCCCCACCUCCUGCCGCAGCCAGCCAUCGAGGACCGGGUGUUUUACAUGUGGCGUCCACCUGGCGCCUGGAGGAGGCAGUACGGCGACAGCGAGAUAUGUUGCGAGCAGCUCGACAAGGACCUUGGGAAGUGCAUGUGGCCAAGGUGGAGGAGGUUACGGAUGAGCUCGCUAAGCAUGUGGAGGAUUCGUCCAAGAGAUGCCCCGAGACCCAGGAGAUGCCAAUGACCGGGAAGCCGAGAUUGGAAUACAAGUGGUACAAGCUGGAGGGCAAGUGGCAGAGGGCGUUUGUGGACCCCCUCAAGAAGGCUAUCGACGUCUACGUGGACAACGACGCUGUGGACCCGGUGGAGAUUGGACAGAUGGUGCCCCCAGAGAAGAUCCUCCCGUCCAGAUUCGUGCUGACCAACAAAAGCGACAAGACCGAGCUCGACGAGGCCGUUCUUAAGGCUCGAUGGGUGUUGGCAGGACACCUGGACAAGGAGGCGGGAAAAUGGGCCACGGAAGCUCCUACAGCCAGCUUGGUGGCCCAUAACCUGGUCUGUUUCAUCAGUGCGCAGCUGAAGUGGGAGAUGAAGUUCGCGGACAUUUCUGCUGCUUUCCUGCAGGGCGAGAAGCUGGAUUCGGAUCGGGUCGUAUAUAUCCGAAUGCCCCGCGGCUACCCCGACGAGAUCGUGGAGCACCUCCUGCAAAGAUUGGUGGGCCCGAAGACCGGAAAGAUGAGGCGGGAUAUCAUCCGCCUCACGAAAGGCGGCUUUGGCCUCUCGGAGUCUCCAAGGCUUUGGUACCGGAAACUCAAGAGAGUUUUGCUGGGCUUGGGCUUGAAUGAACUCAAGCUGUCUCCCGGAACCUUCGUCCUUCACGAACGAGGCGAGCUGAAGGGGAUCUUGACUGUACAUGUAGAUGACCUGCGAAUGGCCUUCCACCCCGACCGGCAGGACUUCCUGGACCAGCUCAAGGACGCUUUUAAGUUCGGCGACUGGAAGUCGGCGAUGAAUGAGACGGUGAAGUUCUGUGGCCGAUGGGAGAAGCAGUGCCCGAGAUCGUUCAAGGUGACGAUCUCGAUGGAUGGCUAUGCAGCCAAGCUGAAGGAUCCUCCGGCUCGGCAAAAGGGCGAUCGAUCGCCCUUGACGGAUGUGGAGAAGAAGUGGGUGUCCUCAGUUGGGGGACAAGUUUUGUGGAUGGCUCGGCAAGGGCGAGCAGACCUGGCCUACGGCAUCUCUCGAGUGCAGCAGAUGGCUGGAGCGAGAGACCCGGAGACGAUGAAGUGCCUACAGCAGCUCGUGAACAAGGCCCGGGAAUCCUACGAAAGCUACUUCCAGGCCAUUGACGGUGACCUGGCGGACAUGGUGCUGCUAGGAGUCAGCGACGCCUCCCAUGGCAGCAUGCCCAAGGGACGCUCCCAAGGGGGCAUGAUGAUACUUGUGUCAUCAGAAAAGAUUCUGGACGAGGAGGCGGUGGUCAAUUGCCUCUUGUACCACAGUUCCUUGUUGAAGCGAGUGGUGAAGUCCAGUCUGGCGGCGGAGAUCUCCCAGGCGGCUGAGACCAUGGAACAGUGCGAGUUUGUCAGGGCCCUGAUCGCGGAGGCCCUGGACCCGAACUUCCAGCUGGCAGUCUGGCGAUGGAGUGCCAGCAGGUGGAAGGAGAUCUUGGUCCUGGACUCCAUCCUGCGGGAGUGGCGCCUGCUGAAAAGUCGGCUUCAACACCAACCCCAUUUGGAGCUGGUGACACUCCCGGACGUGAGCACUGGGCUUGUUGCCUUUCUUGCUCAAACUGAGACUCGCUAA